AUGGGUUGCGGAGCAAGUAAUAGUACGCCUCGUGUACAAGCACCAACAUUAAACAAAAAGUCAGCACUACCAGCAAUUCAAUCACAAUCCAAACCGAAAUUACCGUCAGCUAAAUCAAAUGGAUCAAGUGAUAGCGGAAUCGAAGAUUCAGAACCAAUUAAAAAACCGCCUAUGUCAUCGAAAAUUCCUGUCCCAUCUGAAAAUUUACUCAUUGAACAUCAUCAAAAAUCUCGCUUAGGCUACGGUGAAACAUUUGAAAUUAUUACUACACCGAAACCAGGUGCUCUAGCGCCAUUAAAACAUGUUCCGAAAUUUCUUGCUACUACUAAACAACCGUCCAUUGCUGAUCCUGACCUACAAGCUAAAUUGGUUGAGAAACAAGAACGUGCUUCACGCAAACGUCAGGAAAUUGAAGAAGCACGUCGACUAGCAUCAUCAAGAAUAGGACAUCGAGUAUCAACAAAGCCAGCAACAUAUCCUAUAACUACGACCGACUCAUUUACAACAACAUCCAAACAUGAUGAACGUCAUCAACAAUUAUCAAUGCUUCGCGACCAACUUCGGCAUAGCAGUAAUAAUAGUCUUUAUGAUCCCAUGCAUACUCCACGUACUUCUCGCCCUGAUUCUAUCACAAGUGGAACACCGGAUACUGCAAACAUGACACCACGUCGUGGUGGCUUUGUGAUCGGUGCUACAACGGCUUCAAAUUUCAAACCAGUUUAUGACUAA
This is a messenger RNA of Rotaria socialis, 729 nucleotides long. The record is from the annotation of a GenBank genome assembly. NCBI's taxonomy places the organism in Eukaryota, Metazoa, Rotifera, Eurotatoria, Philodinida, Philodinidae.